Messenger RNA from Drosophila albomicans, 1325 nucleotides. It is a transcript of the gene Rab1, whose product is annotated as ras-related protein Rab-1A. Gene Ontology annotation, molecular function: GTP binding; GTPase activity. Lineage: Eukaryota; Metazoa; Arthropoda; Insecta; Diptera; Drosophilidae. The record is from RefSeq and is a predicted model, not a curated record. The transcript is spliced from 5 exons. Bases 292 to 909 code for a protein of 205 amino acids.
UCAGUCGCCAUUGUUCUCGUUCUCGGCUGUCGAAUUUGUGGAAAUUAUCGAAUUUCCCUGAAAUUCGUCGCAAUAAACACAAUAGAAGUUAUAAAAACAAACAAUUUUGGAUUACACAGUGCACAGUGCGCGUUAUUUGAGCGAUUAAAGUGAAGUAAUAAGAGGCCAGCUAACGAAAUUGAAAGAGACUCCGUCAGAGUUUGACGAGCGAGCAGCAAAGCGAUAUCGAAUAUUUGUUCGUGGCAAAAAAAAAUACAACACAAAAAAACUUGAACAAAAGCCAAAAGAAAAAUGUCAUCUAUGAAUCCAGAAUACGAUUAUCUUUUCAAACUGCUGUUGAUCGGCGACUCUGGCGUUGGAAAGUCCUGUCUGCUGCUCCGAUUUGCCGAUGACACAUAUACAGAGAGCUAUAUCAGCACAAUUGGCGUUGACUUUAAAAUUAGAACCAUAGAACUGGAUGGCAAAACGAUUAAAUUGCAGAUUUGGGAUACUGCUGGACAGGAGCGCUUCCGUACCAUCACCUCAUCAUACUAUCGUGGCGCGCAUGGCAUUAUUGUCGUUUACGAUUGCACGGACCAGGAGUCCUUCAACAAUGUGAAGCAGUGGCUUGAGGAAAUUGAGCGAUAUGCAUGCGAAAAUGUCAAUAAAUUGUUAGUCGGCAACAAGAGCGAUUUGACCACCAAGAAAGUUGUCGAUCAUACCACAGCUGCGGAGUACGCAAAUCAAUUAGGCAUUCCAUUCCUUGAAACUUCGGCUAAGAGUGCCACUAACGUGGAGCAGGCAUUCAUGACGAUGGCGGCAGAGAUCAAGAAUCGCGUUGGGCCGCCGUCUAGCGCUACCGAUAAUGCUAGCAAAGUAAAGAUCGAUCAGGGACGUCCAGUGGAAAACAACAGAUCUGGUUGCUGCUGAAUAACUCUGAUUGUGAAUCAUUAUUUUAUUAUACAAUUAAACAAAAUUUAAAUAUAAUAAAUUAAAACGAUAAAAAAAGGAAGAAACACACACAACAACAAUAAAACAAGCAAAACCAUAAUUAAACAAAAAAAUUUGAAUUAUGUAAUAACAAUAAUGAUGAUAUAAUAUCGAAGAGUAUGAUGAGACGAUGUCAAUGAUGAUAAAGAUGACCUUUGUAUGAGAUGCGCGAGAUCGCAGUCCACAGUUCAAGUUGGAUGAUGAACAACACGUACACAAUUUAAGCAUACAUAACAUUAACAUGUAAUAGGCAACCAGGAAAAAACACACACAGGAAACUGAUAUGUAACUAUCUAUCCUUCUGUCUUUAUGUUUUUCAAAAUAGUUCUGUUCAUACUUAAGUAGUGCAAAGCAAA